AAAACUUUUUGUAACAUAUCCGGAAGCAUCAUUGCAACAUUUUUUUUAUAUUUUUCCGUAAUGGCACGUGUUUUGUCAACUGAAAAUCAACUCAGUUCAUAAACACUAAAUUUUCUCUUCAUUGCACAAGAUUUUCAAAUAUAUUGGCUCUUCUUAGCCAAAAUUUCUCAACUAUAUCUCCUGAUUUUUACUGCCAAUUCAUCAAUACUGUGUGAGUCACAACAACAAAUAUAAAAGUUAAAUAAACAACAUCCUUGCAAUUAAAACUGGAAUAUAAUUUCUGGCAUUACAAUUUGCUAUUCUGUACUUUAACCCAACAAUGAGAAGUCUUCAGUCCAGUAACUAGUAGCCUUCAAAAUGGCGGAUGCACGGUGGUAUGACCUGGUGGCCAGUAACUGUAACACUUUUUCGACCUUCAAUUUUCAUUAUAGCCCAUUUUCUAUUAUAUUACAAUGUGGGAUAAGAUGAGUCAGUUGUAUUUUAACUCAACCACAAAUGACGCCAUGCAUUGGCCAGUUCGGUGCGAUUUCCUGCCAAUCUGCCAGCAUUAUCAGCAUGAUGGACUAUAAACCCUGAUGAUGGACCUCUGAAAGUUUGCGAAACUUCUAUCAGACUACACGGCCCAAUAACCUAGAAGACAGACACGUAUGAAUAUUUCUAUAUCGAUACAAGAACGUUCCACUUGGCAGUGAUAUUGCGAUAUGUUAAUUCGUGUUGAACAUAUUCAAUAUAUAUAAUACCUAACACAAUGUUAUGAAUACCCUGGGAGGAAAAACUCCUGCCUAUAACCUUUCCGUCGUGAACGAGUUCGCGUUACCCCACAGUGUACACGUGCAUGUCAGAGCGCUGGAGCAACGAAUUCCCACAGGUGGACAUCACAUUGACCUCUCAAUGAAUGAAUCAGAUAACGCAUCAAAUGUUUAUUAUUUUUAAAUGUUACUAUUUUUUAGUCGCCUUAAACUUAACACCAACAAUUUAAGCUCAACGCCCUAAUACAUUCGGAAACGUAUCUACACAUCUGAUACCGAAGUUAGUGACCAAAAGUAAAAAAUUAAGUUUAAUCAUAAAGUAACGCAGUCCAUUCAGCAAUGCAUCUAAGGAUUUUCCUCUUGUUAGAUGCAAUGGAACGGUUUGUCUCCUGUCGAUCUGUAUGCCACACUAGAAUCGAGAAAUGUGUCUCUAAACUCUAGUGUUCGACAAUGAAAAUUCAUAAUAUCUGGUUCCAUUGUUGCCACCACAGCGUCUAUAAACGGUCCUAUAUUAAGGAACUACAAUCUAUAGGAACUCCUUAAAAUCGACUUGUUUUAGACUAUUAAGCUAGUAACAAUGGUCGAAAGGCAACCAUUUCCGAUUAAUCGAUACUACUUAGCUAGGGUACUUUAAUUGCAUAUUACGAAUUUCAUAUGUGAAAAUCGGCAUUUAUCUGCGCACAUGCAUGUCUGGAACUCAGAUCACCGUUAGGACAGACGACACAUCCAAUUCGCAUUUGUAACACGGGAUCCAAAACAUUCCAACCACGCGUAAUAUUCGCGGCAUCAUUUCCGGAUACAAUAACGAAAAAAAACAAAACAAAGGAAAUUCGCCAUUACAUUCGUCAUGGAUGACCGAAACUUCGACCUCAUAUUCUGCCGACCCAAUAAUGAAUAAUGUCUUAAAACAUGAUUUAAAAUUUGGAUUAUUUUUUCAAUUCUUUAUUAAUGAUUUCAACACUUUUAUUUUCCCAUUCGCAACUAAUUUUAUACAGAUAUUUUCUUAUAUUUCUUAAUUCUACAAUAACAUUGUAAAAGGGCGUCUUUUUUCACAAGUGCAACGAGAGUCCAUUGUCGUUCGCUUCCUGGCAUCUACUUUCCCAAAACGAUCGAUAAUAUUUCGUCUGGCAAACCAUUUCCGUGACACAGAAACUCAUCGGGUUUUAUCAAAGACGCGGUAAAGAGUUUACGCAUGCGUCGCUGAACACGGUGGACAUUUCCAGAACUAGAUAUGACACUGCCUUUUGUUUUCAACGUAAUGUAUAUUUUGACGAAGAAAACGUGUGUCAGAAAUUAUUUGCGUGACUUUUUGAACACCCUGUAUGUACUUAAAAUUGCAAAUAUGAAGCAAACUACAUAGUUUCAUGAUUAAAAUAUGCUCCGGAAACUCAUUUGACAAAACGGUCUUAAGAUAUACAGAAAAUGGUUUAGCCUGUGAAGCCCGCGAAAGGUGUUCUAGAAAACACGAAAUUCGUGGACAGAGUCUAAACGAACAAAAGAGUAUCGGAGGAAACAUGAAUCUCCUGAAUCGAUGAAAUGUAUAAUAUGAAAAUUAACCCAUGUCGAUGCAGAUUAACUGUUCUAUAGCUUUGUUAGUAACAGCGCUGAUAAGAGUCAUACACUGACCCCAGGGAAUCGACCCCCCCACACCGACCAUCUCGUGCUGCUGGCUUCCCUCCGGAAACGUCCAGACAAAAGGCAACAUCCGUGCCAAAAGACAAUCAAGGCCACCUGAGGGGCGAAGAGGGCGGAGAGAUGUUUCGUGUGAUGUUCGAACUUUGGCGCAGAACUAACCGACACUGUAGUGAGGUACGGUGGUGCGUGUGGCCGUGGAACGUGUGUCGACCGCUGAAAAGACCUCGUGGCCGAGCUGUUACUGGACCACUCGAGUAACAUGUCAGCUUGAUUCUUACUGGGACACGAUUCAAAAUGAAAAGGAAACAUUACUUUCCCAGCAUGGUGCAAGCAAUCACAGUUCUCACUGUACUGAAAAUGUUGACCAAUGCUCAGACGACAUGUAACCAAGGAAUUGGCAAAGUUGUUUAUGAACGUUUGCCCGAUCAGCAGUUACAGGGCUUUGACGAUGAUGUGGUCAGAGAUACGUCGCCUCCAUUCCGGGUAUUAGAGAAAUGCCAGGAUCUAUGCCUUCGCGAUAGAACGGCAACCAACAACCUCGUCAGAACCUGCACGUCAUUCGACUUCCAACCUGGCAGCCGUAUUGCAUCAUUUAGCGGCGCGGCAGAAUACGAAGAGUCGACGUGCUAUCUCACACAUGAGCAGGCACAUCCUGAAGGGAUUGGAAAUCUUGUGCUAGUCCCGAAUAGCGUACACUUCACCGAGGUCUGCCUAUCAUCAAGUCGUGUGGAAAGAGAGUGUCCUAAUCGACGCUACGUGUUUGAACGUCACCCAAGAAAGAAACUUAAGCUUCCUGUAAUGGAUCUGAAGCAAGUUACUGCAACAAAUCGCAGUGAUUGUGAAGACAGAUGUUUGAACGAGUUCAGUUUUGUGUGUCGUUCUGCUUCUUAUGAUGCAGCAGCGCAUACGUGUUCACUAAGUCGCUUCACUCGACGCACACAUCCCGAGCUCCUAGAUGAUGACCCAAAUUGUGACUACUUGGAAAACACUUGUCUGAACGCGGAAAGACGAUGUGAUGGUCUUGCGGUGUUUGUCAAGGAAGAGAAUAAAAGGCUCGGAGGACCAUUUGAAGUGGACUUGUACAACAAUAAAACAUUAGAAGAUUGCCAAGCUCAGUGUCUUCAAGCUGAGAAGUACUUCUGUCGAUCAAUUGAAUAUGAUGAGCAAACUCGUUUAUGUAUUUUAUCUGAGGAAGACUCAGUGUCUCAAAAGGAUGACUUACGCACAAGCAGUAGCUCUACACAUCACUUGUAUGACCUAGUGUGCUUGGAUAAUCCACAAGGCAGUGAAUUCCCUGACAACUCUAUAACAUCCCACUUAUUUGCCGAUGGCCGACGUCCAGACACAGCCUUCCAACGUUACCGUAACAGCCGUCUGGGAGGAGAAUUUCAUUCAGAAAUCACCGGACGUACAUUGAGUGAAUGUUUAGAUGAAUGUCUACGUCAAGCAAGUUUCCAGUGUCGCUCAGCUGUGUACAGUGAUCGUUUUCGCACAUGUCGACUAAGUCGUUACAAUCAGCGCGACGGUUUCCGUAUCAUCUAUGAUGCAGAUUAUGAUUAUUAUGAAAACCUAAUGACUCGCUAUGUAGAUGGGGAAGGAACAAAUUAUCGUCCCGACCAUUUGGGGCAAGAUUCCAAUCAUCAAGGUCAUGGUCAUGAGCGGCCUUCACACAGUAGCUUAGGUGGAGGAAGUGGUAGUUAUGGUGCCAGCAGCAGCUAUGGAGGAAGUGGUGGCUAUGGUGGGGCUGGAGGUGGGGGGUGGACAUAUGGACCUGGAGGGGGUGGACACCCAGGAGGCAGCAGCUAUGGGUCAUAUGGUGGGAGUGCCUAUGGUGGUCAUGGUGGGGGAGGGUAUGGAGGAGGAGGAGGAGGGUAUGGAGGAGGAGGAGGAGGAUAUGGAGGAGGAGGAGGAGGAUAUGGAGGAAGCAGUGGCCAUGGCACAUACGGUGGAUCUGGAUAUGGGAGUAGUGCAGGAGGCGCGCAUGGAGGGGACAGCUUCUACGGAGGAGGAGCAGGGGGACCUAGCAGACCGUUCUCAAGGUGUGAUGAAGGCGACAAUUUUAGGCAGGUGGGUGUCCGUCUCCGGUUGAGACGGCAGUUUGUUCGACGCUUCUCAUCUGUCCCAACAUUGCGGCUUUGUGAGCAAGAGUGUGCAGAUAAUCGGGAGUUUAGUUGUCGUUCCUUCAAUUACAGGGGUUACUCAGUUCCGUAUGGGUCGGAAAGAGAAAAUUGUGAACUGAGUGACCGAGACUCGCAUGACCUGGACAUCAACAAUCCAUCUUACUUUGAGACCACGGGAGAUUACGACUUCUAUGAGAGAUUUGGAGGCCGUAAUACAGGGGAAUGCCUUGAUGUGAGCCAGUCAUGUAACGAAGAUGGUAUGGAGUUUACAUUACGUACUCCAGAAGGUUUCAUUGGGCGGAUUUACACAUAUGGAUACUACGACCGUUGUUUCUUCCGUGGAAAUGGAGGAACGGCAAACGUACUGAGGAUUAGCGGUGCACAAGGUUAUCCUGAAUGUGGCACACAAAGGUACGGAGAUACAAUGACCAACAUUGUAGUGGUGCAGUUCAGCGAUUACGUACAGACUGGAAGAGACAAGCGAUACAAUCUGACAUGUUUGUUCCGAGGACCAGGAGAGGCUGUAGUCACGUCAGAUUACAUUGGUGCAGGAGCUGGAAGUCCUAUACCAAUUGAAUACCUCCCAGCAGAGAAUUCACUGAGUUCGCGGGUCCGCCUGUUGAUCUUGUACCAAGGACGUCCUACUACAACUAUAGCAGUUGGCGACCCACUGACCUUUCGACUUGAGGCCCAAGAUGGUUACAAUUAUGUAACUGAUAUCUUUGCGACCAAUGUCAUCGCAAGAGAUCCGUACUCUGGACGAUCCGUGCAGCUCAUAGAUAGAUAUGGAUGUCCUGUAGACAACUACGUGUUCCCAGGACUUGAUCGCUCAAGAUCUGGGGAUGGUCUGGAGGCCAGGUUUAAUGCCUUCAAAAUACCCGAAUCAAACUUUUUGGUGUUUGAAGCAACAGUACGAACAUGCCGGGAUGGAUGUCAGCCAGCGUACUGCACGGGACACGCAGGCCGUAACGAACCAUCAUACGGAAGGAAGAAGAGAGAUGUUAAUGAAACAGAGCAGAUAGAGGAGCAGAAUGAAGCGAAAAACAGCACAGAGGAUGAGGAACAAGUUCGAGAAAUGAUAGAGGUCUUUGAAUCUCGACAUGAUUUUCUGCAAGAAGAGAAGGUGGAACCUAUCACUGAGACUGUCUGCCUCACACACGCAGAAUAUUAUGGCCUAAUAUCAGCAGUUAUCAUCAUACUGAUUAUGCUGAUUAUAAUCACUGCUUUUGCUGGAAUAUGCUACCGACGAUACUGGUCAGUAGAGACGAAAAAUAAAGCAGCUGACAGCACAGCUCCGUCUCCAGCGUCUGGGCCAUACCCACCCAGCACGAACAACAACUAUUCGUUCCUCAUGCCUGGAGUACGAAAAGCAUUUGAGACAAGUUUCUCUUCAAGCAUUCUAAGAUCACCACGUUGCAUCACAGAACCUCACGAUGGUGACACGUCCAUCGUCUCGACAAUCACAAACGGCCGAACUUUUGACGACCCCAGCGAGCCCAUCUACACAGAUCCAUCCCUGUUUGAGCGGUCCCGCAGCCUCAGAAGCAUUGCCGUGUCUCAAGCAGGUCAACUUCACCAGAAAGUCAACAUCUGAUUCUCUCCAUUUCAGCCCUGACCAGUUUUAAGUACAUAACAGUCUUGUUUUACUGACAUGGGUGUACUUAAUUUGUACCCUGGCAAGUACAAUGAUUGCCAAGAUUUUUAUACAUUAUUUCUACACAGGUCUACAUAAUAACAAAAUUAAAGAAAAAUGUCUUCUGGUGUAAAUCUUGGACUAGUUCCUGUGUGUAAAAUAAAAAUCAGCUUCACUCACGUGGAAACACUGCCUUACAACUCCAAACACUGAUAACCGUUGGUAUAACUUAUUCUCUCUCAGUGUACUUGUGAUCUUUCUUAUAAGGUGCUUAUUUUGGGAAUAAUGUUUUGAGGUUCUAUUCUUUUUUCUGCACUUACACAUCAAAGUUAUUAUUAAUGUGUAUUGUAUAUUGUAGUAACACAUUUUAAAUAUCUCCUGCUCUAGAAUAAAGACAUAUAGUAAUUAGUAAUCCAUUUUAUAAUUGUUAGGAUUUAAGAUAUGUAUGUGCAUUUGUAGGAUACAUGUUGAUAUUAUUAUAUAAUUUAGCAUUGGAAAUCUUUUUAAGUCAACAAUAUAUGUCUGGGUUGAUGACCGUCAAUGUCAACUCUCAGGUAGCAUGUUGAUAUUUAAAACAUUUUCAAUGAUUUACAUUUUAAGUAAAAACAAAUCAUGCCAGCAUGUGUCAUUAGCUAUGAUCAAGAGGUAGCAGGAAUCACAAUGUGCGGUUCAUGUGCAAAAAUUUUAUACUCGACUCCUAUUGGAUGAAUGGAAGAACAGUCCAGCACAACGCAGUUCAUAUUAAUACAUCAAAUAAAAUCAGCUCUCUACUGAACUUGGCUAAGAUGCAUGUGAAAUGAGAGCCAACUUUUCCAGCAAACACAAUUAUUUUUAAUUUAAAACCUAUUUCAAAUUAUUCUUAUAAACACAAUAUCCCUAGUAUUCAUUGUUUAAUAGUCAAUUAAAAAUUAAAAUAUUUCUUGCAAAUAAUCCGUCUAUAUACAAACCAAAUUAACCAUUUUGUCUUAUUAUAUAAACAUAUGCAUUUUGGUCUUUAAUAGAAACACAUACGUGCUUGGUAUAUAAAAGGAUUAUUUCAAUUUAAUACUACACUGUAAGAAAGGAUAUAAGAAAAAAUUGUUCAGGAGGCGAAGAAAUAAGCUUAUAAAUAACAGGGAAAGCAGAAGGAUCAUCAUCUAUGACCAACCACCUGUCAUUUGACAAGGCUCAGUUUACGUUUAGAAUUAUGACAGUCUUCUUCAAAUUACAUAACGUACACAUCCGAAUGCAGAACUUUAAAUAUAUAUAUAUCUUUAAAAUUAAUUAUGUCUAAGUUACAUUUAUGGUCUUUCAACAUCAACUGCUCUGUUCUAGAAGAAAAAAAUAAAUAAACAGAAUUUUACA
This is a messenger RNA of Zootermopsis nevadensis, 7481 nucleotides long. The record is from RefSeq and is a predicted model, not a curated record. Lineage: Eukaryota; Metazoa; Arthropoda; Insecta; Blattodea; Termopsidae.